This is a messenger RNA of Mugil cephalus (flathead mullet), 776 nucleotides long. It is a transcript of the gene ntaq1, whose product is annotated as WDYHV motif containing 1. The transcript is spliced from 6 exons. Gene Ontology annotation, cellular component: cytosol; nucleus. The record is from RefSeq and is a predicted model, not a curated record. Gene Ontology annotation, molecular function: protein-N-terminal glutamine amidohydrolase activity; protein-N-terminal asparagine amidohydrolase activity. NCBI's taxonomy places the organism in Eukaryota, Metazoa, Chordata, Actinopteri, Mugiliformes, Mugilidae. The coding region runs from base 47 to 661 and encodes 204 amino acids.
GUCAGUGUUACGUACUUCCGGCGGAGGGGUUUCGGCGUGACACCAGAUGAUGAGGAUCGUCCCGAAGCGCGAGGACUGCGUCUAUACCAGCUGUUACUGUGAAGAAAAUGUCUGGAAGCUCCUCGAGUUCAUCAGAACAGAGAACACGGCACCGCUGGAACAUCUGGCCGCGGUUUUCAUCUCCAACCAGAACCGAAUGGUUCCUCUGUGGAAGCAGAAGUCGGGACGUGGAGACCAUCCUGUGAUCUGGGACUACCACGUGGUUCUGCUGCAGACGGGGCUACAGUCGGACGCCCUGGUUUAUGAUCUGGACUCUGAGCUCCCGUUUCCCUGCAGCCUGAAACUCUACGGGGCCCAGGCCCUCCGCUCAGACCACGACAUCAGGCCCGAGUACCACAGGAACUUUCGCGUGGUUCCUGCCGACGUCUUCUUGCGGAACUUUGCGUCCGAUCGAUCUCACAUGAAGAACGCUGACGGGUCCUGGAAGAUGCCCCCCCCGCCGUACCCUCCCAUCCACACUGCAGAGAGUCACAUGAACCUGGAUGACUUUAUCAGCAUGGACGCUGCUGUGGGCUGGGGGACGGUUUUCAGUCUGGACCACUUCCUGCUCAGAUACAUAGGACACUCCUCUUCAUCAUCACCACCAUCAUCAUCAUCAUAAUCUUCAUCUAAACUGUAGGGGGGGGUAUUGUUUUGUGUAUUGCUGUGGAAACAUUUGAACAAAUUUGAAGCAAAUAAAGUUGUGCUUGUAAAUAAAAGUUGAAUUCAUAAUGUAA